Molecule: messenger RNA, 3704 nt
Organism: Frankliniella occidentalis (western flower thrips)
Lineage: Eukaryota; Metazoa; Arthropoda; Insecta; Thysanoptera; Thripidae
Product: diacylglycerol lipase-beta-like
Exons: 16
Coding region: 511-2556 (681 amino acids)
Biological process (GO): lipid metabolic process
Source: RefSeq, a predicted model, not a curated record
GACACAGACGGUCCCCCCGGUCAGUCCAGGCCGCGCCGCCCCGUGGAGAGCAGAGCGAGCAGAGCCCGUCCCGUCCCGCGCGCCGCGCCUCCUCGCCCAGUGACUCGACCGGACCGGUCCGACGGCAGCGCAGCGCGCACGCAGGCCAACAAGUGCCACACGGUGACCUCCCGCGCACCCCCCCCCUCCCCCCGGCUCUUUCGCGCGCGUGCGACCGCGUGUUUGUCUGUGACCGGCAGCGCGCCGCCGCCGCCGCCGCCGCAGCAGCCCGGCUGUGUUUGUUGUGUGUGGUGAAAGUCAUCAUGCCGUAACCAUGUGGAUACCUGCUCGCCGUUCACCAGCGUCGCCACCAGCACGACCAUCGUCGGCACCCUCGACGGCGCCGCACCUGUAGGCGGCCGUGCGAGCCGUGCGUGCGCUCGACGCUCGACGGAGACGGAGGCUGGCCGCGACAUGGAGUGACCGAGCCGAGCCCACACUUCGAGAGAAUCUUUUUAAAGGACAAAGAGUAUGCCGGCGCUGCAGCUAUGGGGCCGCAAGUGGCUGGCGGCCACGGACGACAUGGUCUUCCCCGGCCUGUUCGAGUUCGUCAUCCGGCUCAUCGGGCUGGUGCUGGUGUCGCUGGUGUACUGCCGCUACUACGCCUCCACCUGGGAGUGCGCGCGCGGCGGCGACCUGGUGCGCUCCUACAUCGUGGGCAUGCUCGCGCUGCUCACCAUCGUGCUGCUCACGCUCGCCGUGCUCAUCAACCGGUCGGCCCAGGGCUCCAUCAUGAACACGCGCGCUCGCCGGCACGUCCCCGCCGUGCUCGUCUUCAAGGUGCUGCUCAUCAUCCCCGAGGUGUGCUGGAACGUGAUGGGGACCAUGUGGGCUUUCAGUCCGGACCUGGUGCAGUGCAGUCCGGAGAGCUUCACCAAGACCGUGGUUGAAGUGAUGGUGCUGUUCGACUGGGUGCUGUUCGCGCUCACCGUGUUCGGCCUGGCCGUGGUGUUCGACCCCAUCGGCUCGCUGCGCCGGCCGCCCCACCUGCAGAACUCGGAGCCGCUGGCGCUCGAGUCGGCGCGCCACCGCCGGGUGGCCGGCAUGUGGGUGCGGCGCUUCAGGCUCAUCUUCUGCUGGGUGCGCCGCGACGAGGGCUGCUCCGAGGCCUUCCAGCAGGUGGCCGCGCUGCUUUCCGCGCUGUUCCGGAGCACGGACCUCGUCCCAUCCGACGUCCUGGCGGGUUCCGUUCUGCUGAGGGUCAAACAGAAGAGGGAGACGCGGGAGCGACGGCGUUUGGACCUCCUCGGGGAGAGCCCUUCUCCCAAGCGGACCAUUGACCUGCGGGAGCUGUUCGUCGAUGCACCCGCCUGGAUGUGUCUCGAGAGGGGUCGCCACUUCCUGCGACUGUCCAUGUCCGCGUACGGGUGGCCGUUCGUGAUGUACCAGUACUGCGCCACCGGAAUCUUCAGGAUGGUGCCCCACAUGACCUGCUGCGCCUGCUUCAGGGCGAAGACGACUUUGGUGAUGGAGGACAACUGCUGCCUAUGCAACCUGGCAGGAGUGCGGUACCUUUCACAGGUACCCCCCCAUGACAUCCUCUUCGCUUCAUUUAGAAACCACUUAUUUGAGUUACCUUUCUGUGUGAUUGCUGAUCACAAAACAGCAAAUAUUGUAGUUGCAGUGAGAGGGUCGUUCUCCAUUAGAGAUAUUUUCACUGAUUUGACAGCCAACGCAGAAAAAUUCAAUGUUGCUGGAGCCCCACCAGAUACAAUGGCCCACAAAGGCAUGCUUUUAGGUGCCCAAUACAUAAAGAAGAGGCUCGAUGAUGUUGGCAUUUUGGAACGAGCUUUCAAUCUUUAUCCAAAUUAUGGUUUAAUUUUGACAGGCCACAGUUUAGGUGCUGGAUUGGCAGUGCUCCUGGCUAUGAUCUUAAAGCCAAAAUACCCUGAUAUGAAGGUCUACGCUUUCGCUACUCCAGCUGGAUUGCUUAGUCGAGAGGCUGCUCGAUACACUGAAAGCUUUGUGUUCACUAUUGGAGUGGGUGACGACUUUGUCAUGAGACUCAGUGUGGACUCUAUUGAAAACCUACGGACGCAAAUCUUAGAAGUACUUGAAGCCUGUAGAUUGCCAAAGUAUCGCAUUAUCCUGAAUGGUUGUGGGUAUGCACUCUUUGGCGUACCUUCCCGAGACUUAGAGUCUACCUGGAGAAAAAGCCAAGUUGUCACAUCAACUCCUCGUCCCAGAGCACAUAAUUCGGAUUGCUCUCUUCUUGCUAAAGAUAUCAAGGACAGACGUUUUUCACGCACUCGAUUGUUUACUGCAGGACGGAUACUGCACGUCACACAUCGUAAAAAGAGUAAAGCUGACAGGAAAGCGGGUCGCGGUGGGCCAACAUAUGAAAUGAGGUGGGCCCAAGCAGAAGACUUUACUGAGUUGAAGAUUGAACCAAGGAUGCUCCUAGAUCAUUUGCCUGAAAAUGUUUACAAGACAAUUGAUACAGUUCUUAAUGAGCAGGUUAAAGAAAUAGGGGGUCCUAUUCUUACCUACCGCAGAGGAUUAAUUCGUGAAGUAUAGCAUUUUCACAAAACCUGCAAACAAUGUUACCAAAGCCUGUGUCUGAGCCACAUCUAGCUUAUGUGCAGCUCUAAAUUAGUGAGAGUGUCUGAAUUGUGGUAAAUUUGCUCUACUGUAGCUAUUUUCCAUUCCUGAGUUUGUGACCAAGAACAAAAAUCUUAGGUAUUAUAUUAAAAACUAAUAUACUGUGGAAUCAAAAAGGUUCCUAUUCAUUUUGCCAUCACUGACAUUAUAAAAAAAAAAAAAAAAAGAGAAUCUCAAAAUCUUGGAAAGAAAAGAGAAAAAUGUGAAGAAAUUCAUUUUUCUGAUUCUCUGCAAUCCUUUGCUCAUUUCCAUUUUGUGGAUAUCAUAAAUAAUAAGAGUCUAUGCUCAUUAGGACUGAUAUUUUAAUUGUAUAUCUUGUUAGUCAACCUGUACAUUCCAUGACAUUUCACUGAAGCUCCUUUACUGCAUCUUUCCCUGUAGCCUACUUGGGGGCAUUGUCAUGCUUUAUUUGUGACUGAUAAGGUACAAACAUUGCUCAUAAACUAAUUUCCUCUUAAUGAUUAAGCUCUCUGUAACUCUCUUAUUUCCCUGGAACUGUACGAGAAAAAGGAAACCAGAAUUCACCUUGAUUUUACUGUUAGCUGAUGAUGUGCAUGUGAUGUCUUCUCUCUUCCUCAACUUCUGUUUAGCUAUAGUACUUGGGGCCAACUAUAUACCUGUACAAUAAUGCAGGAUUUAAAUUACAAAGUCUUUCCCAGUGAUGUGUAAUUUCACAAGAAUCUAAAAUAUGCUUUCUCAAAUUUAUAAACAUCCAGCAUUAAAAGGUACUAUGCAAGUAUCUAAUAUAUCAUUCAAGAUAACUGGAUUUACAUCAACCCAUGAUGUCUAUUUUCUAUUUAUUGUUACCAUUUAUGUACAUAGGUCAAAUUUACAUUGUCAUUCCGUCUCUAGGUGUCAUAAAACGCCCAAAGUGAUAACAUUUUGUAUUUAUUAUGUGGUAGCACAAAGUCUACAGCAAUGAGGAGUAUACUUGAUAGCAAAGAUCUUCAGUUUGUAUCGCCCCAUCCCCUUUAAUGUAUGUUCCCAUUCCCAUUAAGUUGGUUGUGGUACUAUUGACACAAAUGAACUGUGAUAGUUUUAAUAAACAUGUUGCAUCUAAGAAA